GCGACCCCGGAAGUGGGUCGGGGGCUUGGCCUCUGCCCGGCCGCGGAGCCGGAGCAGGCGGUGGUGGCCGCUGGGGUCCCCGGCCAGGGGAGCCUGUCUGGUGGCGGAGCCCGUACGCGGCCCGGGUAGCGGGCCAAGGAUGCUGAACGUCCCUUCCCAGGCUUUCCCGGCCCCCGGCUCCCAGCAGCGCGUCGCCUCCCAGGGGCGCAGCAAGGUACCUUUAAAACAAGGCAGAAGUCUUAUGGAUUGGAUUCGACUGACCAGAAGUGGAAAGGACUUAACUGGACUGAAAGGCAGGUUAAUUGAUGUAACUGAAGAAGAGCUUAAGACACACAAUAAGAAAGAUGACUGUUGGAUAUGUAUAAGAGGACUUGUUUACAAUGUCAGCCCAUAUAUGGAGUACCAUCCUGGCGGGGAGGAUGAACUGAUGAGAGCAGCAGGAGCAGAUGGAACGGAUCUGUUUAAUGAGGUUCAUCGCUGGGUCAAUUAUGAAUCCAUGCUGAAAGAAUGCCUGGUUGGCAGGAUGGCUGUGAAGCCUGCUGCUCUGAAAGACUGUCAUGAAGGGAAGAGAGUCUUAAAUGGCAUGCGUCCCAAGAGCCAAGUGACAGAUACACUGCCCAGGGAAGGCCCUAGUUCUCCAAGCUAUGACUGGUUCCAAACAGAGUCCUCAGUCACCAUUGUUAUAUACACCAAACAAAAGAAUAUCAACUUAGACUCGGUAAUAGUUGACCUCCAGGAUGACUCCUUGAGAGCAGAAGUGGUUAUCAAGGAUCAGUCUUACCUUAUACAUAUUGAGCUAAGCCAUGAAGUUCAAGAAAAUAUUUCUGUACGGGUCAUUGAGAAUGUUGGAAAAGUAGAUAUUGUUCUACAAAAGAGAGAAAACAUUCCUUGGAAAUGUCUUGGUCAGCCCUUGGAGAAGCAUGAUUCCUUUAUUCCAAAGAAAGAUACAGGCUUGUACUACAGAAAGUGCCAGUUAAUUUCCAAGGAAUAUGUUACUCAUGACACGAGGCUUUUCUGUCUGAUGCUGCCUCCAAGCACUCACCUUCAGGUGCCAGUUGGGCACCAUGUUUACCUCAUGCUCAGUGUCACAGGUGCAGAAAUAGUAAAGCCAUAUACACCCGUGUCUGAAUCCUUACUCUCAGACUUUAAAGAACCAGUUUUUCCCCCAAAUAAAUACAUCUACUUUUUGAUCAAAAUCUAUCCUGAUGGACUCUUCACACCAGAGCUUGAUCGUCUUCAGAUUGGAGAUUUUGUUUCUGUAAGCAGUCCCGAGGGCAAUUUUAAACUAUCUAAACUCCAGGAAGUAGAAGAUCUCUUUUUAUUGGCAGCUGGGACAGGCUUCACACCCAUGGUUAAUAUUCUAAAAUACUCUUUGACUUCCGUGUCCAGUCUCAGGAAGGUGAAAUUGAUGUUCUUCAAUAAAACAGAGGAUGAUAUAAUUUGGAGAUGCCAACUAGAGAAACUAGCCUUUAAAGAUAAAAGAUUUGAUAUUGAAUUUGUUCUCUCAACACCUUCUUCAGAAUGGAAUGGCAAACGGGGACAUGUGUCACCAGCUCUUCUCUCUGAAUUUUUGGAAAGAAGUUUAGAAAACUCCAGAGUCUUCCUUUGCAUCUGCGGACCAACACCAUUUACAGAUGAGGGGAUAAGGUUGCUGCAUGAUCUUAACUUUUCCACUGAUGAGAUCCAUGGGUUUACAGCAUAACGAAAAGCUGCCAUUGUCUUUUAUUCAACUGGGUUAUAUUUGUGAUUGCUUAGGAUUUUUUAAAAGAAUUUUGUAUGUACGAAAGGUUAACCAGGCUUCCACUUCUGGAAUGAAGUCACAUGUCUUCAGUACAGGUACCUUGGUUUAAUUUUGUACUGUGACUUACUUUACUACUGAUGCCUAACCUGGGAGGUCAAUCAUGGCAGCAGAUGCAUACAAGAACCUUUGUUAUGAACUGCAAGUUUUCCUUACCACUGAAAUGUAUCACUGUUCUGCAAUAAACACUUGUAUUUUAUGACAUUAUAAAGUAAGCAAUCAUUUUGAUCACUUUCUAUGCUGCAAGAUGUCUUCUGAGCAAUACAGAUUAAAUUUUACACUGCACUGUUUACUCAGGAAUUGAUGGUGUAUGUCAUCAUUAAUCUUAAAACAUGGAAUGCUGUAACUAUUGGUGAAUAGUUCUGUGGGUGUCCAUGGCAUUGAUACAGAGUAGAAUAAAAUUAUACUUGUAUUCCCUGUGUUGAACUGAAAUGAAACAAAUGGAGUAGCUGUCUUAAAGAGAAAUUUAUUUGCG
Molecule: messenger RNA, 2273 nt
Organism: Cricetulus griseus (Chinese hamster)
Lineage: Eukaryota; Metazoa; Chordata; Mammalia; Rodentia; Cricetidae
Source: RefSeq, a predicted model, not a curated record